This is a messenger RNA of Sinocyclocheilus rhinocerous, 1512 nucleotides long. It is a transcript of the gene dcst2, whose product is annotated as DC-STAMP domain containing 2. Gene Ontology annotation, cellular component: membrane. Lineage: Eukaryota; Metazoa; Chordata; Actinopteri; Cypriniformes; Cyprinidae. The transcript is spliced from 13 exons. The record is from RefSeq and is a predicted model, not a curated record. Bases 1 to 1512 code for a protein of 503 amino acids.
AUGAACCAAACACAACAGCUCCUGCAGCGUGCUGCCAACCCACUGCUACCGGCCCUGAGUAAGAUAAAGCAGAUGGCGAGGAAUGCUCACUCAAUGGCAGGCCGAGCACAAAAUUUCAUCAGAGCUCUGACGGAAUCUGUGCGGCAUGUCGCAACUAUUGCAGCCUUUGAUCGAAUUAAAAAGGAGUUUGAAUUCAACAUUUCUACCUCCAUCAACUUUGGCCUGCUUCUGAACAACAGUCAGUCCAUACAGGAUGCUGCUCAGGAGAUCAUGGAGGAGGUGUCAGAGGAGCUGGGCCUCCUCCAGGAGCUCAAGCUUCUACUGGCAUACUUGGGUUUCUUCCUGCUUCUCUUCAUGUAUCUCCAGGCCGUUUUGUACAAAAAUCGGUACCUUCAUAAUGAUAACUUUGAAAACAUCUACAUAACUGACAAGUUUAUUGAGCUGGACAGGAAGCGCUCCAGACAGGGCAAAGCAGCUGUUCUUCCCCUCAGCCACAGAGAAACUCUCACCUUCAUCAGGCCCUCCUCUCUGUAUCUGACUGUGAGAGAGAGACGGGCUAUAGCAGGUCAGAUGCUGUCUUUGCUCAGGUAUAUGGUCAUGACUGUCAUACUGAUAGCUGUUGACCUCAUGGUGUUCUGGGUGUUUGAGCUGGUACACCACCAGGCCCAGGGUGAAAUCGUCACCCAAGCUCCUGUAGUGGUUGCAGUGAAUGUGAAUGGAUCUGGUUAUGCCUCGGAUAUCUUUAGGGACAUCGCAGCCUCAUUUGACGUCCUGCAGAAAGGAAACAUGACUGUGCUUAGCAAGAAAUGUCUCAUGAAGCCUUUGGAGCCAGACUACAUGAGAUACCUGCUCAUUGGUCUUCUUUAUGGCUUCGCUCUGUUUAUUGUGAUUGCUGGUGGCUACGUCAAACAUUUACAGAGGUUUGUGUGUGCCAGACAAUUAUGUCUCAUGGAGGAGAAACACUUAUGUAAGAGAAUCCAGUACCUCCACAGGCAUAUUCUCACUCAGCGCGGGUCUUUAGGAAAAGCCCUACUGAGGGCUGUACAACGAAACAGUAUAGACCAGCAACAUGAUGGCAUUAUACCAACAUUGGCCAAACACCUACCAGGGGGUGCCAUCAUAGCCAGGCUCCUGGAUAUCGGUAAAGAAUCGUGCAUGGCCUGUGGGAAAGUGUUGAAGACGAGAGGUCAUGAUGACGAAGUGCAUAUCUGCCCUACCCCUCGCUGCACAGGCCAUUACUGCUCGCUGUGUUUCAGACUGAUGGGGAAGCUCUGUGCUUUCUGUACGGCACCCCUCACAUUCCACGAGGACCAAGAGCUAGAUUCCAGUGAUGAGGAGCAAGCCAGUUUAUGGGAGACCGCUGUAACAUCACCCCAGCCUGGCCAGAGCACAGGAGAGAAAAGAGGAAAAGAGAGGAAAGGAAUAACGAUCAGUAUUUCCAAUCAGGAUCAUUCUAUAUGGAUCAAUGGCCAAACCGGCCAUCAAAAUGUCGAGGUUAAUAACAGAGUUUAA